This is a messenger RNA of Closterium sp. Naga37s-1, 1236 nucleotides long. The record is from the annotation of a GenBank genome assembly. NCBI's taxonomy places the organism in Eukaryota, Viridiplantae, Streptophyta, Zygnematophyceae, Desmidiales, Closteriaceae.
AUGGGCUGCGACACACUCGGGGUACCUCUCCCAUUUCGUUCGCCGCUGAGUCGCUUCCCUCCCCCCCGCGCUCCUGAGGGCGCGCUGAAGAGGCGGAGGGGAACGGAGUUUGGGCGCAUGGUGGCGGACGCGAAGGCGCUGGGAGCAGCAUGGGGCGUGCCGUGCAUCGACAGUCCCGCUUCCUCUAAUCCCCUCGUCACUCUCCUUUCCCCCUCCCCUCCUCCACUGCACUCCCACAACCAGUCCCGAGGAGGCAGAGGCACAGUGCGCGCUGCUCAAUGCAUCUGGCGUCUGUGUGAGUGCUCGCCUACUCUCUCACCAUGCCCUCUCUCACUCUCUCUGCCCCCCUCAACUGGCUUCCCCUCCCAUACCCUCACUCCCCUUCCGUUUCUUCCCCCUAUCGCCAUGGGGCUUUUUCUAGGCUCAGACUACUCACAGGGCGUCGCUGCUGCUCCCACACUCCGUGCCAGGCAAGGAGCGGUGCAGAGGGUGGCAGCACUGGGUGAAGAUGGCGUGUUAGCAGCGAUCAGAGAAAGAGGCCUGGCUGCCAUUUCUGUCCCCAGAGCUCGCAAAAGAGUGGGACCCGGCGCAGCGGCACAAGGGAAGAAGGGACAGCAGAGGAGGACGGGAGUUGGGGUCGGGGAAGGGAGAGGCAGGGGAGGUGUAAUGGGAUUGAGUGAGAGCGGUAUGAGUGGUUUUGGUGUUGGUACAUGGAGUAGCAGUGGGGCAGAGGGGAAUUCGUCAGCAGGAGAACGGGGGCGUGAGCAAGGGGCGAGGGAGGUGGAGGAGGAGGGGGAAGAGCAGGCGAGGGAGGAUGCUGCGAGGGUGGUAGAGGCGUUUCUGAACCCACCAUGUCACGACGCUGCAUCAGGUGCUGUCACGAGUGCGUUACAGAAGCACUGCAGCCCAUCACAUGCUGACAUCGUUGCUUUCUGUGACCGGCACAUGGCAUGGCCUGCUGAUGUCACAGCACGAUACAUUGGGUCCAAGCUGGCAGAACGAGACCUCAGGCGGUUGCACCUGGUGCAGCAGGCAGCAGAGAUCUGCGUGACACAUGGGAAGGAAGCUUCCAGGCAAUCGGAUGAAGUUGGGGGGAUGCUGGAUGGAGUGAGGUACAGAGUGGGCAGCAUAGUGAAGGAGCGGUGGGUGGCUGGACAUAGAAUGUUUGAAGUUUCGUGGACCGGGCAGCCUGAAGUUGAAAACUCGGUUGUUCGGGCAGAACUGCUCACCAGGUAA